AUGCCUGAGACUGUAGCUGACAUGAGGCCAAUUGCUCUAAGUAAUGUGUUAUAUAGAAUUAUGGCAAAGUUGAUAGCUAACAGGAUGAAAUCGCUUAUGGGAGACAUAAUCUCAGAGUCCCAAAGUGCUUUUAUUCCUGGAAGACUAAUUACUGAUAAUAUUCUUAUAACUGCGGAGGUGGGGCAUUAUUUGAAUAGGAAACAGUGUGGUAUAACAGGCUGGGGGGCUUUAAAGUUAAAUAUGGCUAAAGCCUAUGAUCGAAUGGAAUGUGGCAGGUUAAUACCAACCCGGGGUCUCAGACAGGGAGAUCCACUUUCCCCAUAUUUAUUUAUUAUUUGUGCAGAAGCGAAUACUCAGGAGGCAGGUGUGAUAAAGGAGUGUCUGAAACGUUAUGAGGAGUUAUCUGGGCAAAAGGUAAAUUAUCAUAAAUCCAAUAUCUGUUUCAGUAAAAAUACUAGGGAAGAGGACAGGGAAAUGGUUGCCGAAUGUUUGCAGGUGGAUCAGGCGCCCAAUUUUGGGAAGUACCUGUGGCUGCCUUCUUUUAUUGGGAGGAAUAAGAGAAUGAUGCUCUCCUAUAAUGAGGAUAAGAUUAAACAAAGGAUUGGAUCGUGGAACAAGAAAUUGCUUUCACGGGCAGAGGACCAUGAACAGUAUUGGUCGGGGAGUGGUGGAGAAAGGGGAUUCACUGGAAAACCUGUGAUAAAUUAUGUGUCCCUAAGAAGUUUGGUGGUUUGGGAUUUAAGGAUCUCAAAAGCUUUAAUUUGGCUAUGCUGGGAAAACAAGCAUGACGUUUUCUCACAAAUCCCAGCUCCCUGGUUGCAAAGGUUUAUAAAGCACGGGGUACGUAGACGGAUUGGGGAUGGUAAAACAACAUUAAUCUGGGGAUAUCCAUGGUUGCCAGAUGAUCCUAGUCCUCUCGUUCAAACAGAUAUGCCUGAGGAACUCAGACAUGCCAAAGUUGCAGGUUUAAUUGAUGGCCAGACUAAUAUGUGGGAUCCCCAUAUCUUGUCAGAUUUAUUUAAUACUGAGGAUGUCAAUCGUAUACUCAGGAUCCCUGUAAGUCCUGGUUUACCUGUCACAAAUAUUGUUACAGAUUCUUUCCCUGUCUGGCUAACGGCUGCACUUGCAAUUUUGACAGAGGAACAGAGUGGUGUCUUGGUGGUGGUUCUAUAUCAUUUAUAG
Ipomoea nil (Japanese morning glory) is the source of this 1182-nucleotide messenger RNA. RefSeq lists its product as uncharacterized. The record is from RefSeq and is a predicted model, not a curated record. Bases 1 to 1182 code for a protein of 393 amino acids. The transcript is spliced from 6 exons. Lineage: Eukaryota; Viridiplantae; Streptophyta; Magnoliopsida; Solanales; Convolvulaceae.